Penicillium mononematosum is the source of this 561-nucleotide messenger RNA. RefSeq lists its product as uncharacterized. Lineage: Eukaryota; Fungi; Ascomycota; Eurotiomycetes; Eurotiales; Aspergillaceae. The record is from RefSeq and is a predicted model, not a curated record. Bases 1 to 561 code for a protein of 186 amino acids. The transcript is spliced from 2 exons.
AUGGUCUCCUUACUUGAUCUACCAGCCGAGAUUCGCCUGGUAAUAUACACAUAUUUACUAAAGCCAAAUGAAUAUGUGAAGAGCUAUCGAAAGCUGAGGGACCAAUGGUCAUCAGCAGGCAGUGGUCCCCUUUGCACGAUUCCUCGACCUUAUGUGAAGCGAUAUACACCAUCUAUUCUUCUCCUCAACAAAAAGAUUACUAUAGAGGCCCUUCACUACCUAUAUCGAAUACCACUCGACCUCUACGGCACUCCCAGCACAUAUUUCGUCAUGCGUCAGAUGGAUAUCACAGAAUUCAUCAGCGAGCAUUAUCUGCGGAGAAUCCACCAUGGUGUUUUACGACUAAAUCAUGCCAACAAGCAUUUUGUGCUUUCGCUCUUAGACACAUGGGGUGCCGAAAACCGGCUAGAACGACUCGAUGUGUAUCGGCCCAAGACUCAACUCGACAGUCAACACUGGAAAGUUGUGGAAAGCAGGCUCUGGACCUUCUCGAGUAUAGUUCCGGUUGUGUUCCAUGAGGUCGAUGAUCCGCUUAAGGCAAAGGCAUCCAGGGCUACCUAG